ACUGUGCCAUGUGCUGACGGUCAGAGUUCAGCCUGAUCAGCGGAGGGUGCUGGAAAGCCCAGGUAACGGGAAUCUAAAGCUGUGCUAAUGGCUAGUUCUGUGUCACUAAGCUGUGCUAAUAGCUGGCAAUUCUGUGUCGCUGUAAGAAGUGGAGGUAGCAAUGAGCUGCGCUGCCAAGCUCUGCAUGUCACCAUAGCAUAGCUGUAAGCACAGCCCUGCAGCCCGGCCCUGGGGGUCCCUGUGUCCAUCCCUGCAGUGCUGGGUGGCGGCCCUCCAAGAAACACCCAUCUGUAGCAAUUACUUGGUGCGAGCUUUGUUUUUACUAUUCUUGCUUUUCUAACAACCGCUUCCUGAGCUCCGUUUCCUCUUUCCUCCCUUUCAUGCAGCUUCUGACUGCAGCGCUCCGCUCCUAGCCCUGAGCUGUGCUCUGCCCCAUCCGCUCCUAACCCUGAGCUGUGCUCUGCCCCAUCCGCUCCUAGCCCUGAGCUGUGCUCUGCCCCAUCCGCACCGCGCUGCCUGGGGCAGGACGCUGGCCGUCCCCGCUCCAGCUGUACUUUAUCACACGGGCGCAGCGGCCACGGAGUCCCACGGCCGACGGGAGGAAGGCAGGGGCGAGGACAGGAGCGCUUCCCACUUUGAGCCCUGCAUCAAGGCUGAGGUUCCCAUCCCUCCAUGCAAGCAUCCACCAUGAGAAGACCCCCAGGAAGCCGCUGCUGCCCCCCAGCCCUGAUGCUGUGCUCGGGACGCUGUGCCCGCAGCACCGGGCUGCUUCUCACCCUGCUCGCCGUGCUGCUGCUGCUCCUGCUGCUGCCCGCACAGCGCAGCCUGUGGCUCCAGCUCUCCAGGUAUGGUGGGGCGUUGGGGUGGGAACGGUGUGGCCCCUUGGCUGUGGUGUUGUUUUGCUCCAGAGUCAUUUUGCCCUGGGAAAUGAUUAACCCUGAACCCGCCUGUGGCUGCCCUCUCUCUGAGUUCCGUGCUCAGUGCAGCUCCUGGCCCUGGCCUGGGGCCCAACGGGGUGGCUCUGAGCCCAGCUGCUUUCUGUUUUGUGGGGUGGGGAUGGCACUGCUGUGCCCAGAUGGGUGCGGGCAGAGCCACAGCAGCACUGCCUGCACCUGUCCUGAGCCUCUUCUGCACUGUCACAGGGCUGGGGAUGGGGAUAGGACCCUCCUGCAUCCCUCCUGGCCUCCUCUCUCCUCCCGCAGGACUCCUGUCCACCAGAGAGCCACAACCACGGCAGCCCCACAGCGGGUGACACAGGCAGCAUGGCCAUCCCCCGUCCCCAGCAUGCCACCAGAGCUCGGGGACACAUAUGGGCAGGAUGAGACCUACAGCAGCUUGGGCUGUCCCAACAGCAUCAGGAAGAAGAUUGGGGCCACUGAGUUUGGGGCCACUUUCCUGCCCACCAUCCCGGUGCUGCAGUGGGCACGGCAUGCACAGGAGGAUGAGUACCAGAGGCUGCACCAAUACGGGGGAGCUCAUGGCUGGAAGGACAUCCCCUGGGAUGUGCUGAAGUCAUCCCUGUCCCUCCUCAACGCCUCGAGCAGCGCUCUGCUCUUUGACAUCCGCCCACUGGCCACAAGUUGCACCCGCUGUGCUGUGGUGGGCAACGGGGGCAUCCUCCAUGGCUCCGGCAUGGGCCCCACCAUUGAUGCUCAUGACUACGUGUUCAGGGUGAAUGGAGCCAUCACGGAGGGCUUUGAGCGCGAUGUUGGCAGCAGGACGUCCUUCUACGUCUUCUCCACCAACACCAUGGUGAACGCGCUGCGCAGCUACGCCGCCGAUGGCUUCCGGCAUCCACCCCAAACACUGGAGACUUGCUACGUCUUCCUCCCAGACCACGACCGUGACUACCUGCUGCUGCGGGCGGCCCUGAGCCAGCAGCGUGUGGACAGUGGCCGGGAUGAGGGGGUCCACCCCCAGGAGUUCUUUGGGAAAGACCUGCAGGCGGGGAAAUUUAGGAUGCUGCACCCGGAUUUCAUCCGCUACCUCAGGAACCGAUUUCUCCGUUCCCACAUCCUGGCCACCCCAUUCUGGCAGCUGUACCGGCCCUCCACCGGCGCCGUGAUGCUGCUGACCGCCAUCCACACCUGUGACCAGGUUAGUGCCUUUGGGUUCAUAACACCGGGCUACCAGGCGUACUCAGAUCACUACUACGACCGUGAGCGCAAGGAGGUGCAGUUCUUCAUCAACCACGACCUGAGGAUGGAGAUGCAGCUGUGGCAGCGACUGCAGCGCAGUGGGAUCCUGUGGCUCUACACCGGCUCGGAGGGGACGUGAUGCCAUCGGGGUGCGGGGCUGGGUGAUCUGCUGGGACCUGUGAGUGAGGAGCUGGGCUGGGACUCGAGCAAAGUUUGUAAUGAGUUUUACCAGGCCCUGCACAGCUCUGCUGUGGGGUAAAAUUAAUGAAUCAUGUGAAACUGAGUGUGGGAGAAAUAGAAAUUGAACCUGUCCCUGCCUGGAGAAUGGGAAUGGUGAAGCACCCAGGGAGAAUCUAGUGCUGUGACUCCAUGGGGGGCUGCUGUGUGUGCAAGGGGCUCAUGGGUGAGUCCUUAAUAUGGUUUGUAUAGCGGCAUCUCCUGCUGGGGCUGCCUCCUGCCCAUCUGGGGGAUUCUGCAAUGCCUCUACCCUGGGGAGGGAUCUGUAGCAUCCUCUGUUUGUUGCCAUAGCCCUGGGGUGGCAGCCCCUGUCCACGUCCCCCAUUCUGUGGCUGGGAGGGCCGCUGGUGCCCUUCAUGUCCAUCAUUCCUGCUGCCGUCUUGGGGGCUCUGCCCCCAUCCCUGUCCCUCCCCAGCAUCACAGAGCUUUUUCUAGGCCAGUGCCCAGUUCAGGCAUGAAUAAACCAGCAGCGUUGCAUAACUGGGGCUGCAGAUUUACGCAGGAUGGCUGCCCGAGCCCUGCUGCUGCACGGUACCCUGCAUGCCACAACCCUGUCCCAUCCCUGCAGGCAGACAGAGCAGAACAGAGCAGCGCAGCACAGCAGUCACUCAUGGCUGUGCCAAGCUCCCCAAUUAAGGAGCCUUCCUCCUGCCGUGGAUUAGCCAGGAUCAGUGGAGCCCGAGAGCGGGCCGAGCUGCUCGGUGGGAAGGAGGUCAGGAGGGCCGGGUGCUUUUGGCAGCCGCCGUGCAGAGACUGUGGCUCAAGCUGGUGUCUGCCCAGCAGGGAUUAGCUGCGGCCCCAGACAAAGUGGCCGGGUGGCUGGAGGGGACAAUCCCAGUUCCCAUCCCGUGCCGGGCAUCCAACACGAUGCCUGGGUUAUUUCAACCCCAUCCACUCACCAAAGCCACCUCACAGCAGGAAGGCUCCAUCAGGAUGGGGUGUGGGUUCCUGCUGCAAGCUGCUUGCCCACCCAUGGGUACGUUCUGCCUCGUGGUGACUCAGCUGUGCCAGCUCAGCAGCACACAGAGCAGGGCCAUGGGAACAGCCCUGCAAGGCCACCACCUCCCCAUGGCACCCACUGCCCUCUGUCACCCCCCCACCCCACUACAUCCCCUGGAGCCCAAAGCUCCAUCCCAGCAGGGUGCACAGGGGACGUGUGGGUGUCCCCAGGCUGCGCUGAGCCAGAGCAUUGGCUUGCACAUGGUUUGGGGCAGUGGGGGGGCCAUGGGUGUGCUCAUACUGGGGGGCAGCAGUAGCAUGAAGGAGUGAGCUGGUUCCCAAUGAUGGAGGAAUGUUUAUUCCCUGUGAAGUCUGCAGUUUUUCCAGCCCUGUAUCUAUUUGCGGCAACGUGACAUGUGCGGCGUGGUGUUCUUUGCAAGCUUGAAGUCUUGUAAAAAAUUAAUUGUUGUAUGCAAAAUUUGGCUUUAAAUUUUAAAAUCAUCAGUGAGCCCUGUACUGGAGGCUGUGUGUGCUGCUCCCCAAGGAGUGCAGACCCAAAGGGACAUCUGUCGUGGGUCCCUGCACCAAGCUGCCUCCUGGGGGGCUGCUGACUGGGUGUUCCUGCAGGGCUGCAGGGAUGGUGUGGUGCACCCACGAUCUGGGGGUGCAGCCCCACGUGCGGGGGCUGCGGCAUUGAGCUCACGAGGCUGAGCUGUGCUGUGUUUAUAAUCCCAGCCCGAAGGGUCCCCUACUGAGUGGGGAUACGUGGGGUGCUUCUCCCCUGCCAGGGGUUGGGGUCUCGGGUCCUGGGGGUGAUGCUGGGACAGGUGGAGAUGGAGGAUACAGGGGCGAAGUGUCCCCCGUCCCGACCCACGUUAUCACAUCGCCCCCCAUCCCAUCCCGCUCCCCGCAGACGGUACAGCACUAUCGUAGCUCCGCGGGGCCGUCGUUGCCUUUACCGACCGUGGGCUGGGGGCUGCCCCGUGGGGACCCCCUCUCCGAGGACGGGGCUGGGGUAUCUCCCGUCGGGUCCGCGCGGGGGCGGCGGAGGCGCGA
Messenger RNA from Phasianus colchicus (ring-necked pheasant), 4370 nucleotides. RefSeq names its product alpha-N-acetylgalactosaminide alpha-2,6-sialyltransferase 2-like. The record is from RefSeq and is a predicted model, not a curated record. Gene Ontology annotation, molecular function: sialyltransferase activity. Lineage: Eukaryota; Metazoa; Chordata; Aves; Galliformes; Phasianidae.